Molecule: messenger RNA, 2059 nt
Organism: Schistosoma intercalatum
Lineage: Eukaryota; Metazoa; Platyhelminthes; Trematoda; Strigeidida; Schistosomatidae
Source: the annotation of a GenBank genome assembly
AUGGACGAUCUUCAAAACGCUGUUUUCCUUAUGGCGACAAAAUUGUCUGUACAUAACUCAAAGCCACUAUGUAAUGCAGAAGUUGUCACUGUUCGUUGUCGUCAUGUUGUGAAGCACAUUCCUAGACGGUAUGUUAUGGCAUAUAUCUUAUCAUUAGCACAAAAGCAAUGCUUGAAUCUUGAGAAAGAAAGUUUUUCGUUUUUGAGCUAUGUUCCAGAAGUGUGGACAAGUCUAGUUGAUGUUAUUAGAUCUAUGAAUUCCGAUAAUUAUGAUUUUGGUUAUAUACAGACAGUCGCUUUAGAAUCAUUGAAGAAAGCUAUUAAGCUAUGUCAUGAUACAAUAGACAAAACAUUAUGUCAAUAUUAUUAUUCACGUGCUUCACUGAAUUCAUUAAAUUUAUUAUUGGAUACACAUUCAAUUGUGAACAGACGUAGACGUCAAGAAGAUCGUUGGUUUGCUGUUGCGGAUUUACUGUCUUAUGUUCCCUCGUAUAAAAGCCAUAUUGACCAAUCAUAUCUUACAGAUUUUUCACCAAUCACGGCAUUCGGUAUUUUCGAUGGUCAUAAUGGUCCAGAAGUGGCUGAACACUGUUCUCACCUUACACCGUAUUUACUAAGUAUAGAGUUACAACGACAUAUUUUAUCAUCGUCAUCUAGUAUUAAUCGUAAUUAUUCUAAAUGUAUACCAGAUAUAUUAGCCGAAAUCUUUCAUCGAUUGAAUAAAUCAGUCAACAGUGGAAGAGCACAAAAGUUUUGGAAUUCUGGUACAACAGCUACAAUAUGUGCAUUUGCUGGUGAUACUAUAUGUACAGCUUGGGUCGGUGAUUCACAAGCUUGGCUUAUUUUUCCAUAUACAAAUGAUAUUAAUGAUGAUGGUAUUAUUAAUCAUAAUAAUAUAUUAAAAAGUAAUUUUAAUUGUUGCAAUAGUAGCGUACAAGAGAAUAAAAACAAUGAUCGUACUACUAAUACUAUUAGUAGUAGUAGUUUUCAUGAGUCACCGGAAAGAAUGUCUGUAUUAAUGGAAAUCCCGUCAUCGGAUAAAAAUCUCAUUGAUAAUAAUAAUACACGUGUUAUCAAGUCGACAUCGUUGAAUAUUAUGCCUGAUCGCUUGUCAUCAUCAUUAUGUAAUGGAAGUAUGCCUACUAGUCAAAGUGCUUCAAUCAUCGAGAAGCGUCAUCAUCAAAAACAAAAUACUCCACAGUCGGCAAUUGAAGUGAAACAUUUCACUGAAGACUCUUUCUCAUUAUUAAUGGAUCAGGAGAAUUCCAUGCAUAAUAACAGUAAUAAUAAUGAUGAAAUGGAUAUAAAUGAAUAUUUAGGCAUUGCAUUAACUGAUUGUCUACAUCGCCCAGAAUCACCUUCCGAAUUUGUUUCUAUCCUACGAACUGGCGGUUCAAUAUUAACUGAAGUUGGCUCUGAAAAUAGUUCAUCUGUGGAGAAUAAAAUUUUCUAUUCACAUUCACCUAAAGAUUCUAUGAUCAAUUUAGCUGUAACUCGUUGUGUCAAAGAAAAUACACCUAAUAAUAAUUGUUUUAGUAAAUGUAUUUCCAUACCACCUCUUGAUAAUCCAAGUUUAGUCGAUUGUAGAGUUGGAUGUUUAUCGUCGGUAAGUCGAUCAAUUGGUGAUGAUGAAACAGCGGUUGGCUUGAACGCCUUACCAUCCAUAACAGUUUGGUCAGCAGCUAAACAACAACAAUCAACGCAUCAUCGUAAUAAGACAACAACAACAUCAAUGCCUUUAUGCUUGAUUAUGGCAAGUGAUGGUCUAUGGGAUGUACCUUGUUGUUCUGGUCCAGAGAUUUCACUAAUGGCAUGGCAUUGGUAUAAAGAGCAUAUUUAUCAUAAAAAGGAAUGUAAAAAUCACCAUUCAUUUUCUGAAUUCUUAGUUAAUUUAGCUGUGCAAAAUGGUGCAUCAGAUAAUAUAACAUGUAGUGUAAUUUGGUUACAUAAAUGGAAACCAACAAAAUUAAAAGGUUGGACUGUUGAUUGUCAAUCAUUAGCAUCAUCUAGUCUGGUUAGAUGGCCUAGACAUUCACGGGUUACUUCACUAGUCAAUGUAA